This is a messenger RNA of Nematostella vectensis (starlet sea anemone), 2074 nucleotides long. Its product is annotated as UBX domain-containing protein 1. The transcript has 12 exons. The record is from RefSeq and is a predicted model, not a curated record. Lineage: Eukaryota; Metazoa; Cnidaria; Anthozoa; Actiniaria; Edwardsiidae. The coding region runs from base 106 to 1134 and encodes 342 amino acids. Gene Ontology annotation, molecular function: protein binding.
UUUUUAGCGCUGACAAGCCAGUCACACGGCUCAGCCAAGACGGCCAUUAUUGUGAAGGAAGUUCUCCUUUUUUUAGUAUUUCGAAAAUAAUUCUUUCUGCGAAAAAUGUCAAACGAAGUUCAGACUUUAAUGGAGAUGGGGUUUCCCCAGAAUAGAGCUGAAAAAGCACUGGCGGUGACUGGAAAAAGAGGGGUCGAGGCCGCUAUGGAAUGGCUUUUUGCACAUUCUGAGGAUCCAGAUAUUGAUGAACCUUACAAGCUCCCACAAGGCCACAAGCUUGGCUCUGCUGAUGACACGGCCCCGCCCCAAGAGGCCAUGUGUGCGGCUGCACCUGGUGAUUCCCAGUCAGUGGGGGAUCAGGAAGAAGGUCAGGGAGGGGAGAGUGGGGAGGCAGCCCCUCAGCAAGCACUCUCACUUGUCUGUGAUGAUUGUGGAAAGAGACUGCGAUCAGAGAAUGAUGUCCAGUUUCAUGCAGCACGCACUGGACAUGCAAACUUUUCAGAGUCAACAGAAGAGAUCAAACCAUUAACAGCAGAGGAAAAACAGAGAAACCUUGAAAAAUUACAACAAAAGAUAAAAGAAAGGCGACAGGAAAAAGCUGAGAUAGAAAAAAAGGAAAAGCUUGAGAAAGAAAAGAUUCGAAGAAAAACUGGGAAAGAGAUUACUCAGAUAAAACAACAGAUGGAAUUGGAUGAAGCUAAGAAACUAGCAGAUUUUAAAAGGCGAGAAAAGCAAGAAGAAAAGAUGGCAAGGCAGAGAGUGAGGGAGAAGAUUGAAAAAGACAAAGCUGAAAGGGCAAAGAAGUUUGCAAAAUCUUCUGAAAAGGAGACAUCUGAAGCCGCUGCCCAACCUUCACCAGUAGUGCCGCAGGCUCAAGCUCCGCCUAAAGACUACAGCAUGUGUAAAAUACAGUUUCGACUUACAAACGGCGCGACAAUGACGGGCUCGUUCCAGGCCACUGACACACUGUCCGCGGUCGUAGCAUACGUGCAGGGUAACCGAACAGACGGCAUCGCGCCGUUCGCUCUUAUGACGUCUUUCCCGCGCAAAACCUUCUCGCCCGCCGACAUGAACACGACCCUGAAGGAUGCUGGUCUAGUUCCGUCGGCAGUGUUGAUUCUUACGAAGACGUGAACUCGCGAACUGUGCGCAUGCGUGUUGUGCUUGCUUGUUGCAUUUGAUGAUAAUGGAGUAUUUAAAUGGACAAUACACCAAGUCGUGUAUUAGCGGCUUCAAAUGUGUUGGUGUCAUUUGCAAAACAAAGACAAUGGGAACACAGUUCCAAAGCAAGGUCUUAUGGAUAAGAACAGGCCUCGCUUUUGGCAUACAAAACUAAAAUUUAUAGUUCGCACAUUGCGUGUCAUAAUGAAUAUUCACCUGUUUAUUUAUCAAAAUAUUCAGAGAUAAAAAAAACCUUGUACAGUUGUCUGCAUUUAAAGAGCGUAAUAUUUUAACCUUUACAAAUAUUUCUAACCAAUGGCCCUUGUUUGUAUGUGAAACCGCAGUUCGGCCGAAACCAUGCCGGUCUUCAACUAUUCAUAAAUUUAUCAAUUCAAUAUUUUAUAUCGUCGAAACCGGGUUUUGGGGGUAGACAUGACGGAUAACCCUGAAUAUGCGCAUUUCGGAGAGAUGGUGAAAGAAGAUACAAUUUCUUACAAUGGCCAUCAGUUCCUUGUAUUCAACACAAAUAACGAGCCGUAAAUGCACAGAUCAAGAUUUUGGUUUUUUAAGAAAUAGUAUUUUCUUUAAUCAUCCUGGCGCUAUGUAUGAGCUCAGGGACGAAAAACUCGAAUUUCAAUGACAUUUUACAAAAAGUAGCAUCAAUUUAAAACAAGUCGCAUUUGAUAUUAUACACUUAGUACUUAAGGGAAUUUUCUUCCUUUUAUGAUGUGAAAUGAGCAUAUUGGAAACGUCAAGUCAUGUUUUCCGUCAUGAGAUCAAACAGUCUUGGGUUAUCUGUGGUAUUUGUACCGUGUUCCUGGGUGUUAGCAAUAUUGGUACCUGUCAGUUUGUGUUUAUACCUGCUUCCUGUGCCAACCUAAAAAUAUGUUUGUAUAAAAUGUCGAUAAAAUGG